AUGUCGGGCAGCGAUACCGGCGACGGUGGUAUCUAUGAACCUCUUCUUCCGCCAUUUCAAGACAUCACCCCGAAGAAUCGAGGGCCAAUUGCAUUGGCGACUGCUGUGACUCUACUGGUCAUUUCUUCGUUGACUGUGGGCGUCAAACUAUGGACCAGAUAUGCGACAACUCGGAACUUCGGCGCAAAUGACAUUGCGAUGUUCGCUGCUAUUACAUUCGCAUAUGGGCAAACUAUAUCUAUCGCCAUCGCAGCUGACAAGGGGUUGGGCCAACACCAAACAGCGAUCAAAGAACCAGACCUUAUUGAGCUCAGUAAAUAUUUCUACGCUUCCAACGUUCUUCUCAUCCUUGCGUUGGCUGGUGCCAAAGCAGCAGUAACUCUGCUUGUCAUUGCUAUUAAACCGUUGCGAUGGGUCAUGUUCGCUUGCUACGGGAUGCUCGGCUUCGUCGCAGUAUGGGGAAUAGCGGGCGUCUUCGUUGUGGCCUUCCAAUGUUCGCCAAACCAUUGGGUACUAGGCCCAAGGUCGGGUGCUGAUCCGCAAACUUGCAUCGAUCAGUAUGCGAUGCAGGUGGCACUCAGGGCCAUGGAUAUCGCCAGCGACGUAGGAAUUGUUCUCUUGCCUGCGAUGAUGAUGCGAUCGGUCCAAGUCUCCAAUGGCAAGCGGUGGAUGGUGGUCACGCUGUUUGCUAUCAGACUGGCCACGCCGGUAUUCACCGCCGUAUCGAUCGCUGCCUAUGAUGAUUUCUACCAUUCGGUUCCCCAAGAUCGCACUUGGCAUGCAGUCACACCCUCCAUUUGGACAUCCUGUGCGUUGAACUUAUCAAUCGUUACAGCAUGUAUCCCGUCAAUCAAACGUUUCCUUGCCGACUGGGCUGCCGGCCUCAGCGCCGUGACCAUAUCCGAGCCUUUCGAGUUGGAGCAUUCUGCCGGCAAGACUGGUGCAGGCAUCACGUACGCAGCAGGCAGUGGUAUGGGAAGCAAGAUCGCGACAAAACUAGGGCUGUCAUCCACCAGCAAGGCCGAAAUUACCUCGACAGUGCGAAGCCGGAGUGACAAUGAAGACGAAGAGACCAUCCGGAACACUAAUAGAAACCGCUCGCGCGGUGCAGGCGGGCGGCAACCAGACAAUACAUCAGAGAGUGUCAAAGGCCUCACGGACGGAGUGAUCAUGCACUCGAUCGAUUACCGAGUCGAGUAUGAAGACCAGGGCACGGAUCAUCGUGACUGGAGCAGUCGCAGCAGCGGCGGUCGCUGA
This is a messenger RNA of Cladophialophora psammophila CBS 110553, 1257 nucleotides long. RefSeq lists its product as uncharacterized. Bases 1 to 1257 code for a protein of 418 amino acids. The record is from RefSeq and is a predicted model, not a curated record. The transcript has 4 exons. NCBI's taxonomy places the organism in Eukaryota, Fungi, Ascomycota, Eurotiomycetes, Chaetothyriales, Herpotrichiellaceae.